ACGAUGACCAUUUUACCCAAACCCUCAAUUGAUAAGAAGGGCAAUUUCAAAUUGCCAUUGCCCCUAGGCCUUGGGUCAUUUGGUAAAGAUCAUAUGGAGAAAUCCUUGUUGGGGAAACAAGCAUAUAUUCCACAAGGCGCCAGUGAUGUUGAAUCCGUAAACUAUAAUCAACAUCCAAACACAGCAUUCAGCUGCAUUAAGAAUGGCCUAACCGUCCUGCUAAUAUUGGUAACAAUUCUAUUGGGCAUCUUUGGCGGUUAUAUUAUUUAUCGUUCGUUUGGUAAUCCCGAUAAUGCAACAAAAUACCAUUAUCGCACCCUUUGCGAUGUUCCCUACGAAGCUGCGAACAGCGAUAAGUUAUUUGCACCACGUUUCUAUCAACAAUCCGAUGAUAUGGAUUUAAAUUUAAAUUGGCUUCUGCCCCAUUUGAGCGGUAAUCGUAUUGUCCCACUGGACGAUAGUAACUUCUUCCGUGAAGAAAUCGAAAUCGAUAUGAGUGACGAUGAGAGUUAUACGAAAAUUAAUGUACCCGAUUUUAAAGAUGGUCGUCACGGACGUUUUAUGCAUGAUUUCAAGGAGAAUCAAUCGGCCAUCAUUGAUGCCACCGCCAAACGUUGUUUCAUCAUGCCAUUGGAUCGUAAUACCACCUUACCGCCAAAGAGUUUCAUCGAUUUAAUGGAGAAAAUGGGUUCGGGAUAUUAUAAUAUCGAUACAGAUCGUGUUCGUCGCAAUAUGAGAGUGGUCAUCCCACCCAUAACAGAUUUGACAUUAAUAUCGGAACGAAUUGCCAAUGAAUGCUAUGACAUGAAGGUGUAUAUGUUGGAGAAUUAUGUUUCGGGUGUUUUCAAACGUGAGGCAAAACCAAUCUCAUCGAAUGGCAAAUUUGCCGAAUAUUCGGGUAAGGGUGUGGUAGAAUUUGAUCUCAUUAAUAUUGCCGAUAUUGAAGAAUACGAACGACAACAUCCGAAAUAAGGAUAAUUAUUUUGAAACAAAUCAAGUCGUCGUCGUUAUCAAUUAUCAACAACAACAUAUG
Molecule: messenger RNA, 1033 nt
Organism: Musca vetustissima
Lineage: Eukaryota; Metazoa; Arthropoda; Insecta; Diptera; Muscidae
Product: integral membrane protein 2C
Exons: 3
Coding region: 4-972 (322 amino acids)
Biological process (GO): negative regulation of amyloid precursor protein biosynthetic process
Cellular component (GO): extracellular exosome; plasma membrane; Golgi apparatus
Molecular function (GO): amyloid-beta binding
Source: RefSeq, a predicted model, not a curated record